Messenger RNA from Tachyglossus aculeatus (Australian echidna), 2577 nucleotides. RefSeq names its product extended synaptotagmin 3 (gene ESYT3). Gene Ontology annotation, molecular function: lipid binding. The transcript has 23 exons. Gene Ontology annotation, biological process: lipid transport. NCBI's taxonomy places the organism in Eukaryota, Metazoa, Chordata, Mammalia, Monotremata, Tachyglossidae. The coding region runs from base 1 to 2481 and encodes 826 amino acids. The record is from RefSeq and is a predicted model, not a curated record.
AUGCUGGCCCCCGGGGGGGCGCGGGAGGUGGCGUGGAGGGCCCUGGCGGUGGUGGGGCCGGCGCUGGCUGCGGGGGUCCUGGGCCCCGGCCCCGCCUGGCUGGUCCUGCUGGCCGCCCUGGGCCUCUGGUGGUUCAGGAACAGCCAAGGGAAGAGCCGCCGCCUCCACGAAGCCCUCCGUAGCCCACCGCCCCAUCAGCGAGACCCUCAGCACCUCAGAGCCUCGAUCCACUUCCCAGACAUGGAGCGAGUCGAGUGGGUCAACAAGAUUGUGGCUCAGAUCUGGCCCUACCUGGGCAUGAUGAUGGAGAAGAAAUUCCGGGAGAACCUGGAACCCAAGAUCCGGGAGAAGAGCAGCCAGCUGAGGACGUUCACCUUCACCAAGCUCUGCUUCGGGGGGAAGUGUCCCAAGAUCAACGGAGUCAAGGCCCACGCCAACCACGGCAACCGGAGACGGAUCACCCUGGAUCUCCAGAUCUGUUACAUCGGGGAUUGCGAGAUCAGUGUGGAGCUCCAGAGGAUGAGAGCUGGCAUCAGUGGAAUCCAGCUGCAGGGGACCCUGCGCGUCAUCCUGGAGCCCCUGCUCAUCGACAAGCCGUUCCUGGGGGCCGUCACCAUUUUCUUCCUCCAGAAACCGCAUCUGGAGAUCAACUGGACAGGCCUGACCAACUUUUUGGACGCUCCUGGAAUCAACGAGGUGACGGACGGUCUCAUCGAGGACCUGAUCGCGGCCCACCUGGUCCUGCCCAACCGGGUGACCGUGCCCGUCAAGAAGGGCCUGGACGUCGCCCGCCUCCGCUUCCCGCUGCCCUGCGGUGUGAUCCGGGUGUUUGUGCUGGCGGGCGAGCAGCUGGCAGCGAAGGACGGCUUCCUGGGCGUGCGGGGCAAGUCGGACCCGUACGCCGUCGUGCGCCUGGGGCCGGAGCGCUUCCGGACCCGCACCGUCCGCCAAAGCCUGGACCCCCUCUGGCACGAGGUCUUCGAGUUCAUCGUGUACGAAGUUCCCGGGCAGGAUCUGGAAGUGGAUUUAUACGACGAAGAUCCGGAUAAGGACGAUUUCCUGGGCAGUUUGCAGAUCAACCUUGGAAACGUGAAGACGAACCGGACGGUUGACGAGUGGUUCCCCCUGAGUGACACGCCACAAGGCCGGUUGCAUCUGCGGUUGGAAUGGAUGACACUCGUGGCCGCCCAGGACCCACCCCCGAAGGACCCCCGUGGGCUAAACACUGCCAUCCUCAUCGUCUUCCUGGAGAGCGCCUGCAACCUGCCUAGGAGCCCGUUCGACUUCGUCGACGGAGAGUAUCGCGCCAAGAAGCUGCCCAGGUUUGCCAAGGCCCGGGUGGACAAGGACCCGUCGGCCUACGUGAAGCUCUCGGUGGGCAGGAAGAUCGUCAAGAGCAAGACCUGUGCCAACAGCAAGGAUCCCGUGUGGAACCAAGUGUUCACCUUCUUCGUGGGCAGCGUGGAGGCCGAACGGCUGCAUUUGAAGGUGAUGGACGACGAGCAGGACUGCGUCCUGGGGGUCCUGGAGGUGGGCCUGGUCCCCGUCCUCGCCCAGCCGGACUCGGCCUUGGAAGAGCGAUUCCAGUUGGCCCGCUCCGGCCUCGACAGCCUCCUCACCAUGAAGCUCGUCCUCAGAGUCUUGCAGACGGAAGAGGGGGAAUCGGGGAGCCCCUCCACCGGCCCGGAAGCCCCGAAGGAAGGCCCUGUGCUGCUCAAGGGGUCGGGGGUCUGCCGGGACCCCAAAGGCCGGGCCUGUCCGCCCCGGGAGCCCCCCGCCCCGGCUCCUCCGGCCCCCACCGUGCCCGCAGCCAAGGGGGCCCAGAGGCCUGGCGAGGCGGAGGCGGUGGGCCCGGCGGACGAGCCCGGCCCUCGCACCCAGCCCCGGUUCCUGGCCGUCCCCCGCCCGUCCCAACCCCUCCAAUCCCCCCGUCCCCUUCGGCCCCCCGGGACGGCCCGGGCCCCGCGCCCCGCGCCCCCCAGCCUCGGCUCCCUCGGCUCCCUCGCCUCCUCCUGCUUCGAGCUGAGCGACGACAACCUGGACGGCCAGCUGGCGGACCUCCCCGGUGGGACGGCCUUGGGCGAGGUGCAGCUGUCCGUCCGCUAUGCUCCCCUCCGACGCUGCCUCGUCGUGCUGGUCUGCGGCUGCAGGAACCUGCUCCCCUGCGGCCGCAGCAGUGUGGUAGACGCCUACGUGCGGGUCUACCUGCUGCCGGACAGGGGCCGGGCCGGUCGGAAGCGGACGUCCAUCAGGAGGAGGACCGUCAACCCCCAGUACGACGAGAGGUUCGAAUUCUCGGUGGGUCCGGAGGAGGUGACGGGGCGAUCGCUGGACGUCGCGGUGAAGAACAGCCGGAGGUUUGGGGGACCCCACCGAGGAAAGAGCCUGGGACAGGUUCUGAUUGAUUUCUCCGGCGAAGAUUUGAUCCGAGGCUUUACCCGAUGGUGGGAGCUGACCCCAGAUGGACGACCCCGCAGCUGAUCCGGGAUGGCCGGGCGGACGACCCCGCAGCCGACCCAGGACGGGCGGACCCCCCAGCUGACCCCGGAUGGACGGGCCCGCAGCUGACCACGGGCA